Chelonoidis abingdonii (Abingdon island giant tortoise) is the source of this 2142-nucleotide messenger RNA. The record is from RefSeq and is a predicted model, not a curated record. NCBI's taxonomy places the organism in Eukaryota, Metazoa, Chordata, Testudines, Testudinidae.
CGACUGCCAAGUCUCAUGCCGGAAUGCUGCCUUCUUAUAUUUAUUGGGGCACUGGUUGGAGCAAUCAUUUUUGGCACUGAUCACAAAUCCCCACCAGUUAUGACUACUAACAUUUACUUCCUGUAUCUCCUCCCACCCAUUGUCCUUGAGGAGGGGUACUUUAUGCCUACUCGCCCCUUUUUUGAAAAUUUUGUGUCCAUCCUGUGGUGGUCUGUACUGGGAUCCCUCCUCAAUGCCUUUGGCAUCGGACUGUCUCUCUAUGGGAUCUGCCAGAUUGAAGCCUUUGGUCUCACUGAUGUUAACCUGCUGCAGAACUUGCUCUUUGGCAGCCUGAUUUCAGCUGUGGAUCCCGUGGCAGCACUAGCUGUUUUUGAAGAGGCCUCUGUUAACGAGCAGCUUUACAUGAUGAUAUUUGGAGAGUCUUUGCUAAACGAUGGAAUUACUGUGGUGUUAUAUAACAUAUUCAUCGCCUUCACCCAGAUGCACCGAUACGAAGAGAUUGAACCUGUUGAUGUUCUUGCUGGAUUUGCUCGUUUCUUUGUAGUAGGACUAGGCGGAGUGCUAUUUGGGAUCAUGUUUGGAUUUGUUUCGGCAUUCAUGACUCGAUUUACACAGAAUAUUUCUGCCAUUGAACCACUGCUUGUCUUCAUGUUCAGCUAUUUGUCAUAUUUGUCUGCUGAAACCCUCUACAUCUCAGGCAUUCUGGCGAUGACGGCAUGUGCAGUGACUAUGAAAAAAUAUGUGGAGGAGAAUGUUUCCCAGAAUUCCUACACAACCAUAAAGUACUUCAUGAAGAUGCUGAGCAGCGUCAGCGAGACUUUGAUUUUCGUGUUCAUGGGAGUGUCCACAGUGGGAAGGAACCACGAGUGGAAUUGGGCCUUUGUUUCCUUCACUCUGCUCUUCUGCUUGAUUUGGCGUGUGCUAAGUGUGUUUGCUCUCUUUUAUAUUAGCAACAAGUUUCGGACUUAUCCCUUCACCAUUAAAGACCAGCUCAUUAUUGCCUACAGUGGCCUUCGAGGAGCCAGUAGUUUCUCUCUUGCAUUUUUGCUUCCUAUGUAUCUCUUCCCUAGAAAGCACAUGUUCAUUACGGCUACUCUUGUAGUUAUAUAUUUCACUGUGUUCAUUCAGGGAAUCACAAUUGGUCCACUGGUCAAGUAUCUAGAUGUUAAAAAGACUAACAAGAAAGAGUGCAUCAAUGAAGAGAUUCAUGUACGAAUGAUGGAUCACUUGAAGGCUGGAAUUGAAGAUAUAUGUGGCCAUUGGAGUCACUAUCAACUGAGAGACAAAUUUAAAAAGUUUGACACUAAAUAUCUGAAGAAAAUCCUGAUCCGGGAGAACAAGCCCAAAUCCAGCAUUGUAUCUCUGUACAAGAAGCUGGAAAUCAAACAGGCCAUUGAGAUGGCAGAGAGUGGGAUGAUAAGUUCAGCUGCAUCGACAGCUUCUCUCCAGAGCUAUAGAAAUCAAAGAAUGCAUAGGCUUUCCCCUGAAGAGGUGGAGUCCAUGCGGGAUAUGCUGGCAAAUAGUCUGUAUCAAGUUCGACAAAGGACCCCGUCAUAUAACAGACACAACCUGCCAACAGAAACAAGCGAGAAAGAAGCCACAGAAAUUCUCAUCUGUCGCCAGAACAGCCUGAGGCAGAGUGUCAGGAAAGGAAACAGCUUACCUUGGGGGAAACCGGCUAGAACCAAAAAUGUGCGUUUCCUCUCUUUACCAUACGGCACUCAUCAGCCAGCUAGAGGAAAAGCAAGGCACGAUGCUUCUACAGGUGAUUACUGCAAUGAUUCUGAUUCAAUGGUCUCCAUCAUGUUCAGGCCACAGCUCCGAGCAGGCUCCCUUGCAGGAAACCGUCGUCAGCAGGAGAUAGUUCCAAUGGAGCAAUUAGAUAGAAGAGAGAAACUGUCAGAUUUUGCAGGUCAGAGGGGAACCCCAAGCAAGCCGGGUCACACAGCUAGAAUAAGAAGACUGGCUUUAAUGCCAAAGCCCCAGUUUGAUGCAGUGUUUGAAGAAGAAAUACAGGGAUAUGAAUCAGAAGAGGAGGAAGAAGCAGUCGCAGCAUCAAGGCCAUCAGUCAAAUGGGCACCAGAGAAAAAAAAUGUAAGACAUUUCCACAAAGCCCCAAGCUCCCCAUUCUGGAGAAAAUAG